Molecule: messenger RNA, 7855 nt
Organism: Orussus abietinus
Lineage: Eukaryota; Metazoa; Arthropoda; Insecta; Hymenoptera; Orussidae
Product: unconventional myosin-XV
Exons: 28
Coding region: 131-7855 (2574 amino acids)
Cellular component (GO): myosin complex; cytoskeleton
Molecular function (GO): ATP binding; protein binding; cytoskeletal motor activity
Source: RefSeq, a predicted model, not a curated record
AGGUUCGCAUCCUACAAGGACCUUAGGAAGGACCCGGAGGAAUUUUCCGAAGAAGAUAGGACCUGGAGAUCGGGCCCCGCGAAACGGAUUCCAAGAUGGCGGCGACGCGGGUCUGAUUAGCGCCUACGAGAUGUACACCGAGUGGCAAAAGGGCGAGCUGGUGUGGUUCGACCCUGGAGUCGGCCAUGUCCUGCCAGGGGAGGUCCUGGAGUUCCACCGAGCCGCCAACGUCCUCUCCGUCCAGGCCGUCAUCGCCGGCAAGCCCCAAGUCUUCACCCUGACGAACCUGAGCGGAGUGAGGCCGAGGCAAGACCUCGGUCAAAAUGGCGUGGAAGACAUGAUCCAAUUAUCGGACCUAAACGAGGCGUCGCUCCUGUGGAACCUGAAGAUCCGCUACGACAAGGAGCUGAUAUACACCUACACGGGGAGCAUCCUCGUGGCCGUCAACCCCUACAAGAUGUUCGACAUCUACGGCCUGGACCAGGUGAAGCUGUACGAGGGUCGGAUCCUGGGCACCCUGCCACCGCACCUCUUCGCCGUGGGGUCUUCCGCCUACAGUCAGGUGUCGGCGGCGAACAACGCGAGCGCGAACCAGGUCGUGGUGAUCUCAGGUGAAUCCGGAUCGGGCAAAACCGAAUCUACGAAGCUGGUGAUGCAGUAUUUGGCAGCUGUCAACAGGGCACCCAGUAACCUGGUGACAGAGCAGAUCCUGGAAGCUGCGCCGUUGCUGGAGAGCUUCGGCAACGCGAAGACCCCCCGCAACGACAACAGCAGCCGCUUCGGGAAGUACCUGGAGGUGCACUUCAGGGACGGGGUGAUCGUCGGAGGGAGAGUGACCCAGUACCUCCUGGAGAAGAGCAGAAUCGUGACGCAGGCCUCGGAAGAAAGGAACUACCACGUCUUCUACGAGUUGCUGGCGGGCCUGGACCAGCAACUGCGGGACAAAUAUGGCCUGCUCACCCCUGACAAGUACUUCUACCUGAACCAGGGCGGGAGCUGCGAGAUCGACGGCAAGAACGACACGCAGGACUUCAAGGCCCUGCUGUCGGCCAUGCAGGUCCUGGGCUUCACCUCGGAGGAGCAGGACACUAUUUUCAAGAUCCUGGCCAGCGUGUUGCACCUGGGGAACGUGUAUUUCCACAGGAAGCAGAUGAGACACGGCCAAGAAGGGGUGGAGGUGGGCUCGGAUGCUGAGAUCCGCUGGGCGGCUCAUCUUCUCCAAGUCAACGCCGAUGGGAUCAUCAGGGCCCUGACCACCAAAACGACCGAGGCCAGGAACGAGAGGGUGCUGACGGCGCUCAACAUCGACCAAGCCCUCGACGCCAGGGACGCUUUCGCAAAAGCUCUCUACAGUUCUCUCUUCUCCUGGCUGGUCGCUCGGGUCAACCACAUUGUUUAUAAAGGGACCAAGCAAAUAGCCGCCAUCUCUAUCCUCGAUAUCUUCGGCUACGAAAACUUCGCCGAGAACAGCUUCGAGCAGCUCUGCAUCAACUACGCCAACGAGAACCUGCACUUCUACUUCAACAAGCACAUCUUCAAGCUGGAACAGCAGGAGUACGCCAAGGAGAAGAUCGACUGGACGACCGUUAACUAUACGGACAAUUUACCGGUGAUCCACCUGAUCGCUAAGAAGCCGGUGGGGGUCCUCCACCUUCUCGACGACGAGAGCAACUUCCCCAAAGGGACUGACCUCUCCUUCCUCGAGAAGUGCCACUACAAUCACGCCCUAAGUGAACUGUACUCCAGGCCCAGGAUGAAUUCCGCGGAAUUCGCGAUCAGACAUUACGCAGGGUUGGUCUGGUACAACGUGGAGGGUUUCCUGGACAAGAACCGCGACACCCUUAGGCCGGACGUGGUGGAGCUGCUGAUCAGCAGCAAGAUCACGAUGGUCAGCAAGAUGUUCCAGCACGUCAGGAUGACCCACGAGGCGAACAAGACGAUGAACAAGCCCAACGGGAGAUUCGUUACCAUGAAGCCGAGGACCCCGACGGUGGCAGCAAGGUUCCACGACAGUCUUCAGCAGCUCCUGGACUCCAUGACUCAGUGCAACCCUUGGUUCGUCCGUUGUAUCAAGCCGAACUCGGAGAAGGCGCCGAUGAAGUUCGACAUGCCGUGCGUGUUGGAGCAGCUGAGGUACACGGGGAUGCUGGAGACCAUCAGGAUCAGGAAGACGGGAUACCCGGUGAGGUUGUUGUUCGGGCACUUCGUGGACAGGUACAGAUACCUGGUGCCGAAUCGGCUGCCGAGGGGGGCGCCGAACAAGGAGCUAUGUCGAAUAAUCCUAGACAAGGCCGUGCCUCCCGAGGCGCACUCGCAGUAUCAGCUGGGCCUCACCAGGGUCUUCCUCAGGGAGUCGUUGGAAAGGACCCUGGAGUACAACCGGGCGCUGAUCCUGGAAAGAGCCGCGAUCACCGUGCAAAGGUUCACGAGAGGGUUCCUGACGAGGAGGAGGUUCCUCAGCAUCAGUCGCAGCACCGUGCUCCUGCAGGCGGUCUUUAGGGGCUACCGGGAGAGGCAGAAGUUCCUGAAGCUGAGGAGGGCCGCUCUGAUGGGGCAGAAGUUGUACCGAGGUAGGAAGCAGAGGGAGAAGUUCAGGGUCCUGAAGGAGGAGAUCGCGAAAAGGGCGGAACUGGAGAAGGCCAGCAGGGAGAGGGCGAAGGCCAAGCAACAGAGGGAGGAGCAAGAAAGGGCAUCCAGGGCUGUCGCAGGUGUCAAUCACCUGGAGAUCCCUGCGGAGCUCGCCUUCAUCUACAGCAAGCUCGACGAUUGGCAGCCCACGCACACGGAGAGGAACCUCCUCAAGGUGGUGGGGCCGGUGGUACCGAUGCCCAGAAAUUAUUCUCUACCCCCUGACAUCGACCAGCACCAGUUCUCGAAGUUCACGAACAUCUACUUCAAGAGCCACAUAUUCGGCAUGAAGAGGGAGCCGAUAAAGACGCCCUUCCUGGCCAAGGCCCGGGACCAGGACUACACGGACUCGCUGAUGAUCUUCAAGAUGAUCCUCAGGUUCAUGAACGAGAACAACCUGAGCGGCAAGCGGGAGCAGGCCCUCGGGGAUUACAUCGUUAACAAGGGGAUCGUCAAUGAGAAACUCCGAGACGAGAUUCUUUGUCAGCUGGCCAACCAGACCUGGAAGAACGAGAACGACGCCAACAAGGAGCGAGGCUGGCUCCUGCUCUCCAACUGUUUCUCCGCCUUCCAGCCGAGUCCUACGCUCUUCAAGUAUCUCUUGAAAUACGUCUCCGACCACGCGUACGACGGCUACAAGGCCUUCUGCCAGAGGAAGUUGCUGCAGACCGAGAGGACCCUCUUCAAAGUGACCAGCAAUGGUCAGCAAACCUCGUACCAAGUGCCUAGAAAUUAUCCUCCCUGCGUUCUGGAAUGGCGAGCCAACAGGAACCGCGUAAACAUGGCGCUGAGUGUCGGCUUCUACGACGGCGAGAUCACGACCUGCGCAAUAGACUCCUGGACCACCUGCGAGGAGCUGGCGAAUCUAGCCGUGGAAAACCACGGAGUGGAGAAUUCUGGAUGGACCAUCACCCUGUGGAACCAGCUCGAUGGUCCCGACGCGAUAGUCACGGAGACGAACGGAUUCGAUUACGUCCUGGACCUCAUCUCGGAAAUGGAACUGGCACCUGCGUUCCCGGCUGCCAAGCACAUGUUCCUGGAGCAGCGGAAGAACAGCUUCCCGGUGGUAAAGAAGCGAGAGCACGCGCAGGUGGUCCGAGAAUUGGAGCAGGAGAUAGAGCCCCCGGUGCUGAAGACGUUCCAGCCUCUGGAGAGGAAACCAGCACCCAAGGUGGUGGACAAACCGGUGGAGGCGGAAAUCCAGUCGCCCAGAAGACCGGCGGUGCCUCCACCUCAGCCACCGGUGUCCAAACUUCCGACGAGAAAGCAGUCUCACGAGGCGGUUCUAGAGACCUCGGAGACGGGUCUGUCCAGGAAGUCGGCCUUGAACGACCGUUACUUCGACAACGAGAAGCAGAGAAGUCGAAGUCUGGACAACCUCCUGCAGCCGGAAGUGGUCAGUUCGCCGAGCAAGCUGGCGACCCUGGGGCUCUCCUCCUCGAAGCUGAACGAGAGGUACCACAGCCUGGAGAGGAUCGGCGAGACCUCUGCGGUCAGCAACGUGGAGUACAUGACGAGGUCGGAGAUCGCCCAGGAGAGGAAGUACAGCAGGAUCAACAGGACCACCGAGCCCAACAUCGUCGAGGAGGAGGACCUGACCAUCGACUUCGAGUACCCCGACAUCCAGUCCGUUAGCCAAACUGGGAGAUCCGAGGACGACAAGAGCAGCUACAUCAUCAGGUCCCAAACCAGGUUCAUCAAGUCCCAGUAUCCAGGGAAGCGGGCACUCCCUGGGAGUCAGUCCAGUCGAGCCUACAUCGAGAAGAGUGAGUACGGUGGAGUAAAGUCUUCGGCAAUGUCGGACACCAGCGAGGCACCUUCCUUGGCGUCCCACGUGAGAAGGGUCAGGGUGCCGAGCCAGGCCAGCGACGUGGACCAGUUCCUGGACGAGCUCUUCAUGCCAGUCCUGGAUGGCAACCUGGACGAGCUCUCCGACGCGAGAAGUCUUGCGGCCAGCAUCAAAGGACUGCGGAUUUUGUCCUCGAAACUUGACCAAGAUCAAGGUCCUCCAGGGCCAGGGACCAUGGAGGAUUUCCUGGACGCCACGAUUAGGACUCCCUGGCUGGAGCACGUCCACCCUGAAGAGCUCAGCGCCAGGAUCAAGGGUGGUGGGAACAAAACCGGGCCUCACAGGAAUUUAAGGACCAAUCCGGACCCGGUUCCCGAGCUGGACCCUGGGGUCGUCAAGUGCAUGGAGGACUUCGUCAGCUCCGCGAUUGGUGGGCCCAACCUAUCAUCCUUGAGUCCCACGGAGAUCUCCAGCAGGAUCAAGGGCGGCGGCAGCAUGGACAUCCCUAACCAAAACGCAGCCUUUGGCUUCAACCCUCUGGCUCCUGGGAUGAUCCCUCCUCAGCUGAUGAUGCCCAUGUUCUCCCCUCAGUCGGUGCCACAGCAGGCGACCGCGAGUUUGGGCCUGAAUCAGGGAUUUGUUCCCAUCCCAAUCUAUAACACCCAGGGGCCCAGUAUUCCCCAGUACCCGAACUCACCUCCGGGGCCCAGCGACGAAAUGCUGGCCUAUCAGCAGAACCUGCAAAGGGCCUUCCUCCAGAGCGCCAUGGCCCAGAACAUCCAGAUUCAGCAGAAGCUUCUGGCCCAAAAUCAGGCCCUCCACCAACUGCUGGUCCAGAGUCCCCAGAAUUCGGGCCAGCAGCAACAGCAGCAGCAACCGGUGUCCUUCCGCGAGCCCGAGGACGGGGAGCUGUGGUCCACGGAGAAGAGGUCCAUGCCGGCGACGUCGACGCCGACUGUACAGAGACAGGAGACAGUGACGAUCAAGGCCCAGGUCCACAGGUCCCAAAGUCCCCCCAAAGCCGGGGACCCCUCCAGGAAACCCACGGGAGAGUUCACCAGGAGGCUCAGCACCGAGAGGAGGCCCGGGGAGAGGAAGUCCCCCCAGGACGCGAAGGGCAGAGCCAACGGGAGCAAAGGUUCCGCCCAGACAAACUUCACGAACGUCCUCAGCGAGCUGAAGAACAGGAAGAGCAGCGUCGAGAGCAACCCCCCGCUGUGUGUUAACAAGGGGGUGCCACCCCCGCCGCCGAUGCCUCCACCCCUGGAGUCGCACGACCCUUCGGAGUCGAGGCCCUUCCUCGACCCGUACGGCAGGGCGAAGACCGUCAGGAUCGGCAAGUGGAGGUGGCCGCCACCCUCGGACUCCGCCGAGGGCCAGGGCCUGGACAGCUUCAUCGAGUUCAAGUUGCGCCAGCAGCAUCACCUGAGGAAGAUCACCCCUCACUACCAGGAGUACCAGGAAGGGGACCAGGAAGGGGGGGUCGAGUGGGAGGAAUUCGAGAUCGAGAACAUCGUCGAGGAGAGGACCGUCGCCGGGGUCCGGCACGAGAACGGGUACAAGGAGGAGGGCGAGAAGAAGAAGAAGAAGUCCAAGUCGGGACUCGAGAUCGGGGCCCAGAGACCAUCGCCCGGGAGCAUCGGGAAGCUGAAGCUCAGCUCGGAGAUGAGGCAGAGGCUGGAGAAGGUGACGGCCAACCACAGCGUGAGGUCGACCAAGACCUCGGAGAAGCCGGCCCUCCCUCGGGAGGAUGGCAAGGUGAAGAGGCUCGAGGACAACCGGAAACUCCUCCUGGAGCAGCAAUUGGGUGGACGGUGGGACGACUACGCGUCGACGGCCGACGACACGCAGAGCGUCACCUCGAAGGGCACGACGGACAUGAUGACCCAGGCCCAAGUGGUCAGGACGCAGAUCGAGAGGAUGGAGCGACCGGUCCCACCUCCACCUCCCAUCAGCCCCCCGCAGCCCCCCAGUCCCCGGGGGGGUAGCACCUACAGCCAAAGCCAAUCCGGGGUGGCUCCUCCGACCCCCGUGGAGCCGAAGACGAGAGAGGCCUUCCACGCGUCGCCGACCUCCGACCUCUACGAGCACUACCCGAAGAGCCACUACCAGCGCGACGUCUACCCUGGCCAGGAGACGGACAAACCCCGCAGGACUGCCGAUAAGGCGAAGGACUUCUACGGGAAGGACAGCACGGACCUGGGGAGCUCGAUGCGCGACAGGAGCUCGGACUUCGACUCCAGGAGGGACACCUCCUCGGAGAUCUUCGAGCAGAAGUACGCCCGCGACCUGGGCUUCGAGCAGUCCAACGGCCGGGUGACCCCGAAGAGGGACGCCUUCGGCAUGGCCAGGGACGUUUCCCCCAGGUCCAGGGACAGCUUCGGGAUGCCCUCCACUCGAGAGUUCGGGGUGGUCCCGGACACGAGGGACUCCUUCGCCGCCACCAGGCAGACCUACAAGAAGAUCGACCCUGCGGACACCGAUCGACGAUCCAGCGUCGCCUCGACCCACAGGACCGACAAGCUGGAGAGGAUCGAGAUCGAGGAGUGGCCGGAGUUCCUCAGGCCCGUUUUACCCCCCGCCGAGAAGCCGGAGAUCGAGAAGGCCCAGGAGAUCGUGGACACCAAGCUGCACCUACCCACCUCUGGGGCCCACUUCGCGUACAAUCGGAUCAGCUGGAGCCUCAGGGUGAAGAAGGAGGUCUUCGCCCCCAACGAGACCCUGACCAGCCCUCUGGCUCUUCACCUCGUCUUCUGCCAGGUCGCCUACGACGUCCUCGCCACCUCCAGCAUCCGCAUCAGUAAGGAGGACCGCCAGAGCAUGCUCAAGAUGCUCGAUGGCUACGGGAUCACUCUGGAAAAUCUUCAAAGCACCCAACAUAAGAUCACCAUCAAGAAGAACAUCGUCGACAUGGCCAAACAGUGGCCCCUGUACUUCGCCAGGAUCUUCCCGGUCUCGAUCGGUCCUCAGCAUCCCGAGGCCCAGCACGUGGCGGUGUCACACCAUGGACUGCGACUUAUUAAAAGAACGUCCACCGGGGACCUCACCAUCCUGGAGACUCUCCCUCUCGAGGACAUCGUCUCCGUGGGGGCGGUCAGGGCCGGGGUGUGCACCUUGCAGAUCUCUUCGGGGGUUCGCCUCCCUCUACACACCCACAGGGCCCCCCAGCUCGCCGAGAUGAUCGGCAAGUACAUCCAACUGUCACAAUUGGUGACGCUAUCUGUACUGUUUUUGGAGAUAUUGCAGUUUCAUUCAACCAAUGCUGUAUUCGAAGCUGAUAUAGGUCAGCAGUUUUUCCCGGCUAGUAACAGGAAUGGUUUUUUAAUGUCAUCUCUGUCUAGCAUUGGGGCUAACCAGCUGAAGUUACUUCGUAAUCAUCAGCCAACAUCUAGGAUCCCUUUAAAUUUAAACCAUUCAUAUUUUGGUAUGGACGUGUAA